Striga asiatica is the source of this 1068-nucleotide messenger RNA. The record is from the annotation of a GenBank genome assembly. NCBI's taxonomy places the organism in Eukaryota, Viridiplantae, Streptophyta, Magnoliopsida, Lamiales, Orobanchaceae.
GAUCAACAACUCUUGCCUUUCGUUUCAACUUUCUAUUUCAGGUAUUUAUUGAAGCAACAGAGAAAAAUCGUCGACCUUUUUUCUCAUCUGCCCGUGAUAAUCUUCGCUCAAAAGCUCGUACAUCUUUUUUCUUUGCGUUAAAUUGCAAGAAAAAGCAAGGUGUGAGAGAGAGAGAGAGAAAGGAUCAAUCAUGAGCGAGGAUAAAAGGGAGGCCCAUCAUCACCACCACGAGCAGCCACCUCCUCCGCCGCCGCCGCCAUACGGGACAUUCCAGGGCGUCGCCAACCACCCGCCGAGGACUGCGAUUGGCUUUCCCCAGCCUGUCCCGCCGCCUGGAGUUUCCGGCGCCCCGCCACCGUCUCAGUAUUAUGUUCACGGCUACCAAGCUGUCCCUGUUUAUGGUGUUGCAGAAGGAAGACCUGUAAGAGAACAUCGCCUUCCUUGCUGUGGCAUUGGCCUCGGCUGGUUCUUGUUUAUUAUUGGAUUCUUCCUGGCUGCAAUCCCAUGGUAUGUUGCAGCAUUGCUUCUCUUAUGUUCAAGAAUCGACCCUCGUGAGAAACCGGGAUAUGUUGCUUGCGUAAUUGCUGCUGUAUUGUCCGUGAUUGCGGUUUUGUUCGGGCUGAUAAGGAUCGACUGAUGGGGGAUAAAUGUUGAACUCAUCUUGAACCUUAGCUAAGAUUGUAUUGAAGAGAGGUGAUUCUCAAUUUUCAGCCAUAUUAAUUUUCAUAUUUUUGGCAAGAAGCUCUUAGAAUCACUUUUUAUUAUUAUAAAUACAUAAUUAAAAACGUUGCAAAUAGUUAUUGACAGGGGCUCUACCCAUGAGGUGUAAGGUGUUGUGUGUGUGGAUACAUUAUUUAUGUGUGUUGUUAAACUUAAAAUGUCUAAGUUUGAUAAUUUUUUGUGAAUAUUUGAAUAUUUAGGAUGUGUUAAUACAUAUAUUAUUGGGUGAACCUCAGUUCCAAACCGUCAGAUCAAGACACACCCGCAUGGGUAUGUGUGUGUAUGCGCGCGAUCUGAUAGUCAAAUUUUGGUAUUGGGUUUGCUAAGUUGACUCACUUUCAUGUUUUG